Diceros bicornis minor is the source of this 917-nucleotide messenger RNA. RefSeq names its product homeobox A5 (gene HOXA5). Gene Ontology annotation, biological process: regulation of transcription by RNA polymerase II; anterior/posterior pattern specification. Bases 105 to 917 code for a protein of 270 amino acids. Gene Ontology annotation, cellular component: nucleus. The record is from RefSeq and is a predicted model, not a curated record. Gene Ontology annotation, molecular function: RNA polymerase II cis-regulatory region sequence-specific DNA binding; DNA-binding transcription factor activity, RNA polymerase II-specific. Lineage: Eukaryota; Metazoa; Chordata; Mammalia; Perissodactyla; Rhinocerotidae. The transcript has 2 exons.
UACAUGUCCCAGUCAUUUCCAUAAUUCAUCAUAAAUUGUGCAAGGGUGCUAUAGACGCACAAACGACCGCGAGCCACAAAUCAAGCACACAUAUCAAAAAACAAAUGAGCUCUUAUUUUGUAAACUCAUUUUGCGGUCGCUAUCCAAAUGGCCCGGACUACCAGUUGCAUAAUUAUGGAGAUCAUAGUUCCGUGAGCGAGCAAUUCAGGGACUCGGCGAGCAUGCACUCCGGCAGGUACGGCUACGGCUACAAUGGCAUGGAUCUCAGCGUCGGCCGCUCGGGCUCCGGCCACUUUGGCUCCGGGGAGCGCGCCCGCAGCUAUGCGGCCGGCGCCAGCACGGCGCCCGCCGAGCCCAGGUACAGCCAGCCGGCCACGUCCACGCACUCGCCUCCGCCCGACCCGCUGCCCUGCUCCGCCGUGGCCCCCUCGCCCGGCAGCGACAGCCACCACGGCGGGAAAAACUCCCUGGGCAACUCCAGCGGCGCCUCGGCCAACGCCGGCAGCACCCACAUCAGCAGCAGAGAGGGAGUUGGCACGGCGUCCGGAGCCGAGGAGGACGCCCCCGCCAGCAGCGAGCAGGCGAGCGCACAGAGCGAGCCGAGCCCGGCGCCGCCCGCCCAACCCCAGAUCUACCCCUGGAUGCGCAAGCUGCACAUAAGUCAUGACAACAUAGGCGGCCCGGAAGGCAAAAGGGCCCGGACGGCCUACACGCGCUACCAGACCCUGGAGCUGGAGAAGGAGUUCCACUUCAACCGCUACCUGACCCGCCGAAGAAGGAUUGAAAUAGCACAUGCUCUUUGCCUCUCUGAGAGACAAAUUAAAAUCUGGUUCCAAAACAGGAGAAUGAAGUGGAAAAAAGAUAAUAAGCUGAAAAGCAUGAGCAUGGCGGCGGCGGGAGGGGCCUUCCGCCCCUGA